Messenger RNA from Drosophila erecta, 1633 nucleotides. It is a transcript of the gene PpV, whose product is annotated as serine/threonine-protein phosphatase 6 catalytic subunit. Gene Ontology annotation, cellular component: cytoplasm. Bases 91 to 1002 code for a protein of 303 amino acids. The record is from RefSeq and is a predicted model, not a curated record. The transcript is spliced from 4 exons. Lineage: Eukaryota; Metazoa; Arthropoda; Insecta; Diptera; Drosophilidae. Gene Ontology annotation, molecular function: protein serine/threonine phosphatase activity. Gene Ontology annotation, biological process: G1/S transition of mitotic cell cycle; peptidyl-serine dephosphorylation.
GACUGUUGCUCAUGUGCAAAUCGACGACAGUUAGUGUGACCGUCUGUGCGCAGAUGAACUUGCAACCAAUACCAAAAGGCACUGAGCAUCAUGGGCGACGUGGACAAGUGGAUAGAGAUCGUGAAGGAGUGCAAGUACCUGCCGGAGAACGAGCUGAAGAAGCUCUGCGAGAUGGUGUGCGACAUCCUCCUGGAGGAGACGAACAUCCUGCCCGUGAGCACGCCCGUCACCGUUUGCGGUGACAUCCAUGGCCAGUUCUACGACCUGGAGCAGCUGUUCCGCACUGGUGGCCAGGUGCCGGACACCAACUACAUAUUCAUGGGCGACUUUGUGGACAGGGGCUACUACUCGCUGGAGACAUUCACCAGGCUGCUCACGCUGAAGGCGCGCUACCCCAGCAGGAUCACACUGCUGCGGGGGAACCACGAGACGCGACAGAUUACCAAGGUGUACGGAUUCUUUGACGAGUGCUUCAGCAAGUACGGCAAUGCCAACGGCUGGAAGUACUGCUGCAAGGUCUUCGAUUUGCUCACCAUCGCUGCCAUCAUUGACGAGGAGGUGCUGUGCGUGCACGGCGGCCUGAGUCCCGAGAUUAUCACCCUGGAUCAGAUACGUACGAUCGAGCGGAACGGCGAGAUACCGUACAAGGGAGCCUUCUGCGAUCUGGUGUGGUCCGAUCCGGAGGACAUGGAGUACUGGGGCCAGAGUCCGCGCGGAGCUGGCUGGCUGUUUGGCCACAACGUGACCAAGGACUUUAUGGCGAUCAAUAACCUGGACCUGAUAUGCCGAGCACAUCAACUGGUCAACGAGGGCAUCAAGUACAUGUUCGAGGGCAAACUGGUGACCGUGUGGUCGGCGCCGAACUAUUGCUACCGCUGCGGCAACGUGGCCGCCAUUCUCAGCUUCGAAACGGCGCAGCAGCGCCAGACGAAGAUCUUCCUAGCGGUUCCGGAUGCGGAGCGUGUGAUACCCAAGCAGAACACAACGCCCUACUUUCUGUAGAACGUUGUGAUACAACGCAGCACAAUACCAUACCAUACCAUACUAUACCGUAGACCGAUCCAAUACGAUCCGCCCACUGUUCCGGCAUCGUAGCAAAUAAUCAUAUACGCUUGUGGAGAGCAGCGGAGAACAGCCUUCGACUGACUGGUCCAAUUGUCCACCCUUGAACGCCUUCAACUCAGAACUCAAAACUCAAAACAUGCAUACCAAGCAUACCAAUACACUCAGUACAGAACUUGUAACUUGCGGCCCUUUUCGUAUGGGAAGAACACAUAUCUAAUUAAUACGAGCAGAGUUGAGAACCUUUUGUUAUUUGUUUUCGGCAAGUCAGCGUGCAAGACCAAAAAGAGAGAAACACGAAAUUGCAAAGCAUAGUUUCGAUUUGUUUAAGAAGUAUAUCCAAGUAUUGUAUUUACUGAUAAUGGACGCUGAAGCAGAAGCUAGACAUUUACAGAAGCAAGCCUCUAUAAAUCACAUUUUUUUGUAUUCCAACCUAUUUAUUUCUGUGAACAACACACAAAUCAUAUUUUGUAUAAGUAAUGCUUUAAAAAAAUAGAUGGCACAGCAAGAACUAAGAAUAAUACAAUUGUGUGAUCCCGAUCAAAACGAUAUGAUUAAAACAAAAAGACAA